AUGCAUCUGGAAGAGCACUAUCACAGUAAAUCCAAAUUAAUAGUAAAUGAAAAUAAUGAACAGGAAUUAGCAGAUUUCUUGCAAAAUUCACAUACAUUGUUACUGCAAGGGAUUGCAGAUGGAAAUACUUUGGUAUUUAAUACAAAGAUAUGUAUUACCAAAAAUAAGUCUGUAAUUUUCUAUAAAACAUAUCCACAAGAUUUGCUGCAUGAGGAAUCCAUAAAAUAUAUCAACAUUUUAACAUUAACAAACAAUGUUCCUGAAUCAUUGUAUCACAUCUUACAACAAGUUUCACCAUUAUUAAAUCUAGAAAAUGACCUUUAUUCUAAUAAACUAAAAAAGGUACUCUUAGAGCUGGAGUUUAAUCUGCGGCAACUUUCUUAUGGGAAAAAUGACAAAACACUGAACUUCAUCGUGUCUAUUGAGGAUGAAGUGGAAUACUGGAAUAUGCUUGCUCGUAAGGAAGGUAGUUCAAAGAAGGAAAAAGAGUCUGCAUCGACUAUUUGUGAGUUCUUUGAGGACAUUUCAGAGGAAUUAAGGUCAAUUCAAUCCAGCGCUACAACCGAAAUUCGUGAAAUCACAGAAAAUAUUGGUGGUUUAUUGGACGACGUGUGGCGCUUCACAACAUUACUCUACCCACAAGAUAGAAUGAUGCAUAUAUUUGAUGUUAUUGGUCACACACUUUGCACCACUAUUCAAAAGAGUUGCACCAAUCUUGAAUUAUGGAAAAUUCAGUGUGCAUCUAAAGAAAAUGAGAUCUUGAUACAUCUAUCAGAAAGUGUUAAAAUUAUACAAACCUGGAUUAGUGCAUGUCAAUCACUAACAGAAACUUAUUGGGCGAAUUAUGCACUUCAUACUUGGAGUGGAAAGGCUUACGUAUCACCAUUUUGUUUGAAUUUUCUGAAUAGACUUAAAGAGAUUUAUCAAGUACGAUCUACGUAUUCCCAAUUAAAUAAGCUUUUGACCAAUAAUGAGAAAAAUGAUCUCAAAACCCACAUAUUAUUUGAAUCAUUUGAAAGUGUCAAUGUCUGGUUAUGUAACGGUCCAAAUCAAGCUUGGGAAUCUGCUAUGGCAAAAUUUUCGGCAGCGUUGCGACCAGCUGAAUCCAAAAUAGCUGAAAAGUUGAAACCCAGGCUUCAUAAUACAUCGACUAAACAGAUGCUGUAUGAAUUUAUGCGUUAUAAGGCUUUGAUUGAAAGACCUCUUGUAAAACGCGCCCUGAACAAUGAAUUGGAUACAUUUGUUUCGUCGCUAUUCACUAUGCUGAAGACAAUACAAAGUCAACUAGACUCAGAUGAAACAGAUGUCAAAAUGUACCAGCCUCCCGAAAUGUCACCUAUCGUGCAAAAAGUCCAGUGGGCUAAACAGAUGGAGUCUAAAGUAAAAGAUAUUCAAGCAUGCGUUGAAAAUUAUCUAAAUGACUAUGAAAACAGUAUUGAAUUGUCUAAACUAUGUGUCCACGUGCUGAAAGACCUCAAAGAUUUGUAUACACAACUACACGAAGAAUGGUGCAGAGACUUACAGGCCCAAGUUAAGAGCGGGUCACUGCAGCUGUCACUGGACAAGCCGGUGGUAGAGUUUUGUAGUAGCAGUCGUCUCAUGGUCGUAAACUUCAACCCGCGGCUGGUGUGGGCGGAGCAAGAGGCUCGUGCGCUGGCUGCGUGCGGACUGCCGCCACCGCCCGCCGCCGCCGCUCUCGACGCGCUCGCAGCCGCCCUAGUACACGCACGCGCUCUCCAGCAGGUGGCAUCAUUCCACAAUACACUGGGCGAGCGCAUGAUUCCGUCGACGCGACCGAUGAUGUUGCAGGCUGCACUUGACUUAUCUGCACUCGUACAAGACCAAAAAUCUGUUUACUGGAAUGACGUCGAUCAGUUAGCAAGUUACACAGAUAAAUUAAAGAAAAUUGUCCUAAAACUCGAAUCGCAGAAUUCAUAUUUAACAAGUCAGCAUGUAGCUAUACGGAGCAUUAUCGAGAAGCUUCUAGAUACGGAACUUUUGUCGCAGCAAUCCGAAUGGAAGAAGUCUAUAAAGGACAUUAGAGACAUAAUAGACAAGGUUGAAUCUAACGGAUACAGGAAUACAGAACUGUGGAGAUCGCAUUGGGAUUGGCAACUGUACAAAGUGUUGGAGUGUCAGUACAUAAAGACAUUGCUUUCACUACAUAAACACUUCCCCCAAGUAAAAGUAGAUUUAGUACUGCGCGGUCACAAGGUGUGCGUGCAACCAGCGCUCGAGGAGGUACGCGUGCAGCACUACCACCAGUUGCGGAGGCUGGUCGCGUUGCCGCAACACUUUGUUGGCCUCAGCGACGAGAAACAUCUUCAACGACCUAUAUUUGCGGAUAUUGUAGACAAGCACGGGUGGCUGGGCGGGCGGGCGGCGCAGCGCGUGGAGGCGGCGCUGGCGGCGCUGGGCGGCGCGUGCGGGCGCUGGGCGCGGCGCGGCUCGCUCGCCUGCACGCCGCACCUGCACCAGCUGUGCGCGCGCCUCACGCGCCCCGAACACUUCGACGCCAACUUUAAGGCCUGCAAGGCCGCCGGACAGGCCGUCGCCAAGAUCGACUUUGAGGAUGAAAAAAUCGAGUGGAUAACAGUUGGAACAGCUACUCUCCGACGUGAACUCGAGGCCCAAGCGCGAAAUUUAUGGACAAUGCUUAUGUCGUCGCUCCAAACAAGUUGCCGCAAUGACAUUGAAACUGUAGACACUUUUAUCGCUGGUGCGAAGCUUGCUCUAGAUAAUAAAUACUUGCCCAAGAAUGCAAAGGAACUUGCCGAAAUAAGUGCUAAACAGCAAGCACUGCGGUCAAGUAUGCCAGAGAUGGAAAUUACAGUACAGGAAUUGAAACAUAAAGGGCACAUGCUGCGAACAUGGGGAGGAGAUGCAUCAGUUGAUGAAACUAUAAAAGAAUGGGCCAAGUUGAGAGACUUAAUACAGAGUCAACAACAGAUGUUUGAACAGCAGGCAGAGAUUGUGAAAUCGAGUUUGAAGGGCGAGUGGGAAAACCUGGAAGGUAGCGUGGAAGCGUGGGUGUCUCGGUGGCAGGCGACGACGGCGCGCUGGUCGGAGGGUGGCCUGGGGGGCGCGGGGAUCACGGGGGGCUCUGGGAUCGCGGGGGGCUCUGGGAUCGCGGGGGGCUCUGGGAUCGCGGGGGCCGCGGCUGCAGCCGAGAGGUGCGGCGACGUGUUCACAGCACGUGACCACUACAGCGCACUCUGCGACAACCGAGAUCGUUUACUCAAAGAAUGUGAAAAAUUCGAUAUGAAACUUGAACCAAGUAACGUUUGGGAUGAUGCUGAAAAACUUAUUCAAAAUCUUGUUGAAUUAUGGACUCCGCUGAAAGAAUACAAUGAAGAAUAUGAUUCGAUUGCUGAGCAGGAAUGGAUAGUGUUCCAGAAAAAGCUACACAUUUUAGAUGAGUUCGUGUCUAAUUGGAACGGACGUUUAGAGCCGUAUACGAUGAUCACUCUGUAUAUACAACAAGAACUAGAGAAGUAUUCCGAUCUAACGAUAUUGCUGAAAUAUCUACGGGGAAAUGACUUUACUGAGCAACACUGGCGCGAAGUUUACGGCCUACUGGACAUGGAGUACAAGAAACCCGACACCCUAAUAGUGAAGGAUUUCCUAAAUGUGGCAAACAACAUUAAAAAACAAAUAAAAGCUUUACAGAAAAUUAGUACGAGUGCUUCAAGCGAGGCGGCCAUCAGGAGCGCUCUCAACGAGUUAGAGUUGUGGUACGCUGGCGCCAAACUUGCUAUAAUAUACUACAGUGACAAAUCUAAACGACCCACGCCCAUUGUGAAGGACUUCAAAGAGAUACUUACCAAGGUGGAGGAACACCAGUGGGUGGUGUCGUCGGUGGGCACGUCUGCAAAUUCCGCGAGCUCGUCUUGGGAGGCUCGACUACGCGCUGCCCGUCAGCUGCUGCGUGCUGCGCAUCACGUACAACGCAGAUGGUUAUAUUUGGAGGCCAUUCUCUCAAACGACGAAGGUGAGCUAGGUGUCAAGUUUCGGAAGGUGGAUCAGGCAUUCAGACAAGUAUCUCGAAUCUUAGAGGCUGAUUCUCGCCUAUCCGUACUAAUGCAGUCAUCGAGGCUUCAGGCUAUGCUCGACUCUAUAUCAGAUCAACUACUCGUCUGUCAAUCAGCGCUGAACCAGUACAUAGAUGAGAAGCGUUCCAUAUUCCCGAGACUGUAUUUUUUGAGUGACGACGACCUACUCGAAUUAUUGGGUCAGGCGAGGGCUGGCGCGGAAGGUAGGGAGGCGGUGAUGCAGAAUCACCUCAAGAAGUUAUUUCCCGGCACCACAGGGGUGCGCCUGGGACCUGGUGGCAUGUCAAUCACGGCUCUAUGCAGUCAUCAUGAUGAAUAUUUGCAAUUGGAUCAUCCAGUCGAUAUAGAUUGCCCUGUAGAGGUAUGGUUAAAAAACCUUGAAACUGAGAUGCGCUCUUCCUUAAAAAGUAUGGCUCUAAAAUGCGUCGCGACAAAUUCCUUACAAGACCAAGAUCCAUUUUCGUUGCCAAUGCAAAUACUUUGCCUCGCUCAAAACCUACGGUUCACUGAGCAAGCAGAAAGGGCCAUAGCGUCGAAAGAAUUGCAUAAACUAAAAGAUGAUAUAGAAAAAGAGAAUGCGUAUUAUGCUGCCGCCGAAACAGAGGAUGAAUGCGAACGACAGAAGAGACAAGCUCUCAUACUACAAUGUGGUCAUUACGCAGAUAUUAUACAAACAUUGAUAGAAAAUAACGUGGUAUCCGCUAAUGACUGGGUAUGGCAGAAACAGCUGAGAUUUUAUUUGCUGAAUACCAAAGAAGUUGUAGCUAAAAUGGGCCUGGCAGAAAUUUCCUACUCAUACGAAUAUCUCGGCGUCAAUACUGGCCAGUUUGUACGGACGGAUAUCGCCGAUGAGUGCUUUUUGAUAUUAACGCAGUCACUCCAUCUUGGGUUGGUUGGUAAUCCUUUCGGUCCCGCCGGAACAGGCAAAACGGAGUCUGUCAAAGCACUCGGCGGUUUAGUUGGACGUUUAGUGCUGAUAUUCAACUGUGAUGAGGCAAUGGAUGCGGAAUGCAUGGGCCGCUUGUUGUCGGGGCUAGCCUUGAGCGGCUCAUGGGGUUGCUUCGACGAAUUCAACCGGUUGUCUGCUGAAACGCUUGCCGCCGUCGCCCACCAGCUCUCCUCGCUUCUGCCGGCCUUGCUACAACACCGCACCCCAUCAUCACCCACCAGCACAGAGAGCGUGCCUGUUGCAAUUCUCAACGGGAAAAAAGUGUCGGUGUCGGCGUGGUGCGGCGUAAUGGCGACGCUGAACCCGGCGGCGCGCGGGUACGGCGGACGUCGCGCGCUGCCCGCGGCCCUCGAGCGCGUGCUGCGGCCCGCCGCCGGCCGCGCGCCCCGCCCCGCGCCGCUCGCCGCGCGCCUGCUGGCCGCCGCCUGCGUGCCGCGCGCCGCCGGCCUCGCGCGCCGCCUGCACGACGUGUUCCACCUCGCGAGCACGCUGCUUAGUAACGAGCGGCACUACGACUGGGGCCUGCGGGCGCUGAAGGCGGCCGUGAGCAGCUGCAGCGCGGCGCUGGCGGUGCGGCCGGCCGCCGACCACGAGUGCGCGCUCCGCACCGUGCGCACCGUGCUCGCACUCAACAACAUCUCCAAGCUAACGCCGCAUGACGCGCGCAGAUUCGAGGAUAUUUUAUCUCUCGUUUUCGGUGACUCUCCGGAAGAAGAACGUGAAAAUCCAAUGAAAAGCGCACUAGAGAACAGUGUGCAAUCAUUAGGUCUCGUCGCUAAUGAACUGCAGUUACAAAAGUGUUCGGAGUUAUACGAGCAGUUGCAACAGCGAAUGGGCGUUGCGAUCGUGGGCCCGCCCGCCUCCGGUAAAACGACUGUCAGGCAAAUAUUGAAAGCUGCACUAAUACAGCAAGGCAAGACAAUCGUAGAGUAUGUGAUUUCUCCUAAGGCAAUGAGUCGUAAAUGGCUGCUUGGCCACAUAGAUCUUGACACUCGGCAGUGGACAGACGGAGUCAUAUCAUCGAUUGCCCAAGAAGUAUCAAAUCAACCACCCGGCGUGUGGUCGUGGGUGGUGUGCGACGGCGACGUGGAGCCGUCGUGGGUGGAGGCGCUGAACUCAGUGCUGGACGACAACCGGCUGCUGACGCUGCCCACGGGCGGGCGCCUGCACCUCGGCGCCGCCAACUUCAUCUUCGAGACGCACUCGCUGCGGCUCGCCUCGCCCGCCACGGUCUCGCGGCUCGGGAUCGUACUCUUCGGCGAUGAAAAUAUUUGCUCUAAAGAAGCACUGAGUUGCUCGAUUAAAGAAUUGCAAUUUGACAAUGAAACAACGAAGAUGGCGUUACCUCUACUUGAAGAUAUAAUAGAGAAAUGCCUACGCUGGCUUGAUGCGCACAGAAGUGAUAUUGUAAUAAAAAUCUCCAAUACAACAAUGAUCAAACAGAUUCUAACACAAUUUACGUACAUUGCCCAAAAUGUAAAUUCGAAUACGCCGCACGUUCCAGAAGACCUUGUCUAUUUAGCUAUACAACGUAGUCUUACGGGAUUAUUAAAGGAAAAUUCAAUGGACAACUUGUUUGAAGAGCUGCAGUCGCCGUUGCGGGUGGCACCGGUGGCGGAGGAGCCGUGGUGGGGCGGAGCAGCCACGUGGGAGCUGCACGUGUCUGCGCGCGUGGCCGCCCGCCACCACGUGCUGCGGGCCGCACUCGACGCCGCAUCCGCCCUGCACCCGCACCUACUCGUACUCGGACCAGACGCCUGCGCUAAAAAUUUACUCAUAGAUCACGUGCUGAAGGAAACUAAUACGACCGUCAUAACAAUUGACUGUACACCUAUAUUGGAACCAGUGCAUAUCAUUGAGGAACUAAAACGGAAUAAUGUAGUGCGAGCGGGUGCAGGUACUAGCGGACGAACUACCGGUGGAGAGAUGCGUGUUACUUUAGUAGUGCGAUCGCUGCAUCGCGCCCCAGUCGACAGUUGGGGUAGUUGUGCCGUACAACAGUUUCUUUUGCAGGUGGUGCAGCAGGGCGGGUUCUGGGCGGCGGGCGAGGAGGGCGAGGAGGGCGGCGCGUGGUGGGGGUGGGCGGCGCGCGCGCGCCUGCUGGCCGCCGCCCGCGCGCCGCUCGCCGACGCGCGCCUCGCGCUCGCACUCGCGCCCUGCCCUCUACCAGAACCUGAUGAUGAGGAGUUACUUGAACUAACAAAAAAUUCAUUGAGAAACUGUGUUGACAAGUACAUAUCCGAGAAUGAAGUCGUAGCCCUCGCAAAUGAUCUUGUUUCAAUAUUCAAAGAGGUAACGGAGUGCUUUCAAUCAAGAAUUCAUUACAAAUGGAACACAUCUCACCUAAUCACUUGGACUGAGAACGUCAAGUGGUAUUCACCGUCAAAUAUGGCAGAAAUUAUAAUGGCUUUAAGUACUGAAGCAGAUGCAAUAUUCAGAGAUAGAUUGGUGGCAAAUGUGGAGAAAGACCAAUUCACUACCAUAUGUAGGAAAUAUUUGAAGAGCAUGACUAAUGAUAAGCCAUACUUCACGGCUAAACUACGUGGCGAUGGCGUUUAUAUGGAAAUGGUGGAUAAAAAAGAAUGGUAUCAGAGGACACAGAAGCUUAUUAAUCAAUGUCUGACCGAUGACGAGAAUGCAUUUGGCGAGACUGGUAUAGAAGUUUGUUCUGAACUAUCUGUGCUAUGUCCAGCUAUAGCACGAGCGACGGGCGGCGGGCUGGUAGCGUGCGUGAGCGGCGCGGGCGCGGGCGCGGGCGCGGCCGCCGCGCUCGUAGCCGCCGCACUGCCCGCGACCGGUCACUGCGUGGACCACCACCACCAGUUCAACACUGUAUUCAAAAACGCAUUGUGUUCUGCGAGCGAGGGUCGCACGGUGCUGGUGGUGCGGGUGGGGAGCGAGGCAGGAGCAGAGGCGGAGGCGGAGGCGGAGGCGGAACUGGCGGCGGUGGAGACGCUGCGGCGUGCGCGCUCGCUGCUGGCGCUGCCGCCGCACCUGCGACCGCACCAGCUUCCCACCCACCAGUUGCAUGAUAUAAAACAAAACUUAGGCAUAGUGAUAUGUAUCGACAAGAAUCAAGAAAAUCUUUCUGAACUGUUAGAAAAAUACCCACUAUUGUACGAAGAGAGUCAUCUAAUAUGGAUUGAAAGUUGGUCAGCCGAGACCUUGCACGAAGUACCCCAGCUGAUUAUCAAUAGACUGAUAAAGGAGAGUUUAUCGCAAUCGAACAAAGAAGAAUCUGAACCAGUUCCUGUUGAUGGGUUCGUCAGUAUCUACUAUAGUAUUGAAUCCGAACUGAUGCGCGCGCCCUGCAGAUAUGUCAACUUUAUCAAAAGUUACUACCGCAUCUUGAGCAGGAAGAGAGAUGCUCUAUUGCAGAGGCAGGGGAUAUUACAGGCGGGCGUGGAGGCGCUACAGCGCGCGCGUAGUGCGGUGGAGACGCUGCAGCGCGCGGCGGCCGGCCAGCACCACGAGCUGCAGCAGCGCCGCGCCGCCGCCGCAGCCGCGCUCGACCAGAUCACCGCCACCGUCACCGCCACCACCGACAAGAAGGACGAGAUGGAAGCACUCAAGCGCACCAUACAGACGGAGAACGACAAUCUGCAGAUAAGGAAAAAAGAAAUAGAGGCAGAAUUAGCUUCUGUAGAGCCUGUUAUAGCAGCGGCUCGUGCAGCAGUUGGCGAUAUACGACCAGAAUCACUAAGCGAAAUUCGUUCACUGAGAGCGCCGCCUGACGUGGUGCGGGACGUUCUGGAAGGCGUAUUACGACUAAUGGGCAUCGCUGACACUUCAUGGCAUUCUAUGAAGAAUUUCCUAUCUAAACGAGGAGUUAAAGAAGAUAUCAGAUGCCUGGACGCGAGUCGGAUCGGGCCCGAGGCGCUGGGGUCGGUGCAGCGGCUGGUGGCGGCGCGCGGCGGCUCGUUCUCGGCGGCGGCGGCGCGGCGCGCGUCGGCCGCGUGCGCGCCGCUGGCCGCGUGGGUGCGCGCCAACCUCGACUACGGCGCCGCGCUCGCACGCGUCCGCCCGCUGCAGGACCAGCAGCGACACCUGCACAAGAACUUAGAAGACGCCGAGGCCCAACUGGCCGCGCUGUCGAGCGGGCUGGAGAGUGUGGAGUCGCGGGUGGCGGCCCUCAAGGAGCAGCUCGGGCAGCACACGCGCGACGCGGCCGCACUCGAGCUGAAGCUGACCACCGCCGACGACACCAUCCGCGCCGCCACCGGCCUGCUCGACCGCCUCGCCGACGAGUACCACGCCUGGCAGCGAGACCUGGAACAUAUUUCGAAAGAAAUAACUGAACUAAAUCCACGAUCAUUACUGGCUGCUGCCUAUAUUGUGUACUUGCCACAUAUGACAGAACCACAAGCCAGGGAUUACAUCAAUAAAUGGAGCGCUCUCAUCGGGUUUGAUGAUCCUACAUUUUCUGUUCCAAACUUUUUGUCAACGACUGAAAAACAACUUAAAUGGGAAGCGGAGGGGUUGCCGUCGGAUAUGUCCGCUGUCAAAAAUGCAAUCUUGAUCGAUGAAAUUCUAGAAGGUCAUAAUUGUGGGUUUACGCCACUGAUCGUUGACCCUGAUGGCGAUGCGCUCGCAUGGUUGAAGAACACUUUGGCCGAUACUUCUUGCGAGUUUGUAUCGCAAAAUAGCGAUAAACUACAAACUGCGGUCCAGUAUGCAGUCAGGUGGUGUUAGUGUGAUGGUGGUGCGCGCGUGGUGACGGAGGCGGAGCGGUGGUCGCGCGCGUGGGCGGCGGCGGCGGCGGCGGCGGCGGCGGGCCGCGCGCGGCUGGUGCUGGUGUCGCGCGCGACGGCCGCGCCCCGCAUGCCGCCGCGCGUCGCCGCAACGCUCUCCGUACUACACUUCGCCGCGCGCCUACACCCCCUCACCGAUCGAUUAGUUUACUACGCGUUACAGCAGCAAAAUCCUGAAGUAACUGAAAAAUCUAAAGAAAUCAAGGUGACCAAAGCUGUUUUGCAGAAGCAGCAACACGAACUACAGGAAAAUCUACUACGCGAGCUGUCCACGAAGAGCGAUAUCUUACACGACGCCAAUUUGCUGGCGUCGCUGAACGAGACGCGGUCGACGAGCGGCACGAUCGCGGCGGCGUUACAGGCGGCGCGCGACCACGAGGCGACGUCGCGUGACGCGUGCCGCGCGUUCGAGCGGAGCGCCCGCCGCGUGGCGCUGCUGGCACUCGCCGUCCGGCGGCUGGCCGCGCGCCGCCCACUGCUCGCGCUGCCGCUCGACGACGCGCUUCGUCUCUAUGCAGACGCGCUGCGCACUCGACCGGAUCCGAAGAACAUUAAUGACGAUGAAGUCAUCAAAUUUGUAACGAAAAAAAUCAUAGAGAGAGUGUCGCUGGCCGUGCACAAGAAAGACAAAUAUAUUGUGAUACUGUAUCUUCUAAAAGAAGUGUACGAUGAAGAAAUACCUCAUAAGUUAUGGCAAGUAUUUAUUGGAAAUUUUGUUAUUGAAGAUCAAGCUACUAUUGAUGAGAUCAAAAGGAAUCAUUCAUGGAUACCUAAAGAACACGUGGACAAAAUCGCACAGUUAAAGGCAACAUGUGAAGAAUUGUUUAACAAAUUGAACCUGAAAGAUGAGUCCCUUUGGCGGGAAUAUUUGCGUUCGGGCGAUCCGUCCACGAUAGCUCGUCUGCAACUUACGCCAUUCGAAACAGCUGUUGCAGUGUCUGCCCUGAGGCCCGAGUCACUUUAUAGAGCUAUAGUUGCAGUAGUCGACCACUUCCUAGGAAUUGGUGCAAUAAACGUAGAUCCCAUAUCGGCGGUGGUACGAGCGAAACGCGGAAUAGCGCGACCAGCACUAGUGUUGGGCACGCAUAUAACAGACAUGCUCGCUGCACGCGCGCAGGAUUUAGUUCAGGUGGGCGUGGAGGAGGGCCGCGCGGCGUGGGAGGCGGGCGUGCGGCGCGCGCGGCGCGGCGGCUGGCUGGCGCUGCUCGUCGGCGCCUCGCCCGUCCCGCCGGACCUACAACUGUUCAUCGACGACUUCCUGCACCGCCCGGCUGAGGAAUUCAGCGAUGAGUUCCGGUUAUGGAUAAUCACCGAGGAGCGUGAUAUACCGCCACUCAUAUCUAAUGCUUGCAUAAAUGUUAUUCUCGAGGCGCCGGCGGGCGUGAAGCACAACGUGCUGGGCACGCUGGCCGCGUGGGCGCAGUACGCGGGCCCGCCCCGCGCCGUGCGACUGCACGCGCUGCUUGCGUUCUUCCAUGCGCUCGCGCAGGAACGCCGCGCCUACAUCCCGCAAGGUUGGAGCCGGUGGUACGCGUGGGGGUGGGGCGAGGUGCGCGCGUGCGCGGAGGCGGCGGCGCGCGGGGCGGAGGCGGCGGCGCGCGCGCUGUGCGGCGCGCUGUACGCGGCGCGCGUGCCGGCCGCCGCCGCGCCCGACCGCGCGCUGCUGGCCGCGCUGCUGCGCACGUGCCUCGCCGACCGCGCCUUCGCGCACCACUACCGCCCGCGGGACGCCGCCGUCGUGCUACCCAGCGCUGGAACCCUACAGGCGUACGUGCCGGCAUUCGAAGCGUUGCCCGACAUCGACACACCGCAAUUGCUCGGACUGCCUGCUAACUGCGGCAUCGCUUGGGAAAAUAAAGCCGCCACCGAUAUUAUAGCUGGACUUAAAGAACUCAGUACAACAGACAGCACUAGUCGAGAGAGCACCGAAGAUGUAUCGUCAUUGAAAACUUUGUUGUCACUUUGGAAGAAAUCUAUGGCUGGUAAUCCACUUCUAAAAGGAGACUAUAUCGAGGAAACUAGUUCGAGCGAGCAGCACGAGGGCGCGCGGUGGUGGCGCAGUGCUGCGGCGGCGGAGGCGCGAGAUGCGGCCCGCGCGGUUGUAGCGCUGCACGCGCUGCUCUCGCGAGCUCGCGGCCGCGCCCGCGGCUACCACCAGGUGAGUGCGAGUGUGGCGCUGCACGCGCUGCUCUCGCGAGCUCGCGGCCGCGGCCGCGGCUACCACCAGGUGAGUGCGAGUGUGGCGCUGCACGCGCUGCUCCCGCGGCUACCACCAGGUGAGUGCGAGUGUGGCGCUGCACGCGCUGCUCUCGCGAGCUCGCGGCCGCGGCCGCGGCUACCACCAGGUGAGUGCGAGUGUGGCGCUGCACGCGCUGCUCUCGCGGCUACCACCAGUGCGAGUGUGGCGCUGCACGCGCUGCUCUCGCGAGCUCGCGGCCGCGGCCGCGGCUACCACCAGGUGAGUGCGAGUGUGGCGCUGCACGCGCUGCUCUCGCGGCUACCACCAGGUGAGUGCGAGUGUGGCGCUGCACGCGCUGCUCUCGCGAGCUCGCGGCCGCGGCCGCGGCUACCACCAGUGCGAGUGUGGCGCUGCACGCGCUGCUCCCGCGGCUACCACCAGGUGAGUGCGAGUGUGGCGCUGCACGCGCUGCUCUCGCGAGCUCGCGGCCGCGCCCGCGGCUACCACCAGGUGCCGGAGGAGUGGCAGGCGGUAUGGGCGGGUCCUGAGGUGCCUGCACAGUAUCUCCGCGAAUUGAGCACGCGUGCUCGAGCUGCCGCCGCGCGCGUUGGUGUCGGCACGGGUGCAAGCGGAGAGACGGACCUGCGCACGUGGAUGCAGCCGGCGCGGGUGCUGAGCGCGGCGCGCGCGCAGGCUGCCUGCUGCCUGCAGUGUGCACCACAUGACCUCGAACUCGCUACCAUUUGGCAGCCGACUGCAGAGGAAAGCCGGCGCGUAGAGGGCGUGGUGGUGACGGGUCUGCGGCUGAGCGGUGCGGAGUGGGGCGCGGGGGCGCUGCAGGCAGCGGGCGCGCGUUCUCCGGCGCACGCGGCCGCGCCGCCGCUGCUGCUGUACUACGUGCCACAGGAGACGGGUGUGUCGCGGAUGACAUCCACACGCGCUGCUGAUGCGGAUAUGGGGGAGACAGUGCUGGAGGUGCCCGUGUACAACAACGAGGCUCGGGAAGACCUCGUGUUCACAGUGCAGGCGCCGCUCGCGCGUACUUACAACUAUGACGAAGCGACACUCAACGCGGUCGCACUGUUCAUCGCGCCAGUCGAUUAAUAACCACUUUAAGUAUAGUUUCAUAUUAUUUUUAAUUUUAACAUUAAAA
Molecule: messenger RNA, 13084 nt
Organism: Achroia grisella
Lineage: Eukaryota; Metazoa; Arthropoda; Insecta; Lepidoptera; Pyralidae
Gene: btv
Product: cytoplasmic dynein 2 heavy chain 1
Exons: 81
Biological process (GO): microtubule-based movement
Cellular component (GO): dynein complex
Molecular function (GO): minus-end-directed microtubule motor activity; dynein light intermediate chain binding; ATP binding
Source: RefSeq, a predicted model, not a curated record